Molecule: messenger RNA, 231 nt
Organism: Didymella exigua CBS 183.55
Lineage: Eukaryota; Fungi; Ascomycota; Dothideomycetes; Pleosporales; Didymellaceae
Exons: 2
Cellular component (GO): membrane
Molecular function (GO): transmembrane transporter activity
Source: RefSeq, a predicted model, not a curated record
GAACAGAACAAAGGCAUCCACAAGGUCGAUUGGAGGCUAUGCCCUAUACUGGCUGUGUUGUACCUGAUCUCGCAUCUGAAUAGGAAAUUUCAUCAUGGAUUGCUACAUCGAAGGCUCGAAGACACCCUCAACAUGCUAGGCACUGACUUCAACGUCGCGCUCAUAAUGUUCUUCAUUCCCUUCGUGCUCUUCGAAGUGCCUUCCAACAUUACAUCAGCGAAUUUCAAAUGA